Messenger RNA from Sphaerulina musiva SO2202, 2420 nucleotides. Its product is annotated as endoplasmic reticulum and nuclear membrane protein Npl4. The record is from RefSeq and is a predicted model, not a curated record. Gene Ontology annotation, biological process: ubiquitin-dependent protein catabolic process. Gene Ontology annotation, cellular component: nucleus. The transcript is spliced from 4 exons. NCBI's taxonomy places the organism in Eukaryota, Fungi, Ascomycota, Dothideomycetes, Mycosphaerellales, Mycosphaerellaceae. The coding region runs from base 261 to 2195 and encodes 644 amino acids. Gene Ontology annotation, molecular function: ubiquitin binding; ubiquitin protein ligase binding.
ACCUUGUCACCACGCACACUUCCACAUCGCCACAUCACCUUCAAGCUCACUCUCACCUUCAAGCUCACUCUCACCCUCACCCGUGCCCUCGCCCUCUCCCUCCUCCUCACCUUCCAUACGCAGCCGACAUAUGGCAUGCACACACGGAAUACAAUAGCCUGCCCGCCAGCCAGUCUGCCCUACCUUCGAUCGACACGAUAACGUCGAACAGAACGUACGACCAACCACGGACCGCCGAAGCGAACUGAUACCGCGCGAUCAUGACUAUCAUUCUACGCUUCCAGUCCAAAGAGGGCCAGUUUCGCCUCAACCUCGAACCCAACCAGGACAUAUCCUCUAUCCUCCCACAGGUCGUGGAGAAGUUGCCAAAGAAUGUGAUUCCCUCGUCGAUACACAUCUCGCCCCAGCCGCAUGGGGCCGAGUCGCGGGCGAUCGAGCAGAUGAAGGGCGUAACGUUCGCUAGGAUCGGAUUGACACAUGGUACCAUCGUCUAUCUCACGUUCAAGGAAGAAGAGGCGCCCACGUCAAACGGCCAUUAUGCUGCGGCCAGCAAGCUGAACGGGAAAGAGCUGACGCAACAGGAGCUUGGAUCAGUCGCCAUCAACACCGCCCCCACGCUAAUUAAGAACCCGUGGGAGACAGUUCAGCAGUCGGAGGUGGACGAUCGUCUCGACAAGCUCGAUGGCAAGAUCCGCCGCAAGAAAGACGAGAAGAUGUGCAGACACGGGCCGAAGGGAAUGUGUGACUAUUGUCAGCCCCUCGAGCCAUAUGACAAGGGCUACCUCGAGGAAAACAAGAUCAAGCACAUGUCGUUCCACGCCUACUUACGACAGAAGAACCAAGGGAAAAACAAGUACGAACAGGGAAGCUCCUAUAUGCCGCCUCUUUCGGAGCCGUAUUUUCGCGUGAAUCCACAAUGCCCUUCUGGACACAAGCCGUUUCCGGCUGGUAUUUGCAGCAAAUGCCAGCCUUCUGCAAUCUCAUUGCAGCCGCAGCCCUACCGAAUGGUCGAUCACGUCGAAUUUGAGUCGGCUCAGAUUGUAGAUCGGUUCCUGGACUUUUGGCGAAAAAGCGGCGCUCAGCGGAUAGGCUUCUUAUAUGGACGAUACGAGGAGUACGAUUUGGUACCGCUCGGGACGAAAGCGGUCGUCGAGGCAAUCUACGAGCCCCCACAAGUGAACGAGCCUGACGGUGUGACCAUGACUGAGUGGGAGAAUGAGGCAGCGGUGGACAAGUUGGCCGAGUUUAGUGGACUGCAGCGUGUUGGCAUCAUCUUCACUGACCUUUUGGCACCCGACAGCCCUGAACAGGGCACAGCCGUGUGUAAGCGGCACGUGGACUCGUACUUUUUAUCGUCCCUGGAAGUCUGUUUAGCUGCUCGGUACCAGGCCAAGUUCCCGCGACCUUCGAAAUGGAGCGAGAGUGGCAAAUUCGGCAGUAACUUCGUGACAUGUGUAGUUUCUGGCGACGUGGAGGGUCAAAUCGGAAUCUCCGCGUAUAUGGCUUCGAAUGACGCCGUCGAGAUGGAGCGAGCGCAGCUUAUCGAGCCUUCCGCGGAUCCUACAGUCAUGCUUGUCCAGGACGAGGACGAAGUCGACCGGCUGGGUCAGCAACGAUAUAUUCCGGAGGUGUUCUACCGUAAGAUCAAUGAGUACGGUGCCAACGUCCAAGAGAAUGCAAAGCCAUCAUUUCCUGUCGAAUACCUCUUCGUGACGUUGACACAUGGUUUCCCCAACGAGAGCAAGCCGACCUUUGCCAAGAACCAAUUCGCGAUUGAGCAUAGAGAUAAUUUGGGCGAGCUGCAAGAGCCUAGAGAUUUGCAGAAACAACUCAAAGCCGGAGCGGACAGAGUCGCCCUUGAUACGCCGCAGGGCGUGGUCGCAGUUUCCGACUUUCAUGCCUUGACCUACAUCCAGAGUCUCGGCAUUUUGAGUGAAGAGGAGUUGAAACUUCUCUGUCAAGUGGCGACCCAGAAAGACGCCGCACUCGGCGCCACACUCAUGCAUCUUCCAGGCUGGCUUACACUACUGGCCAUCUUGGACGAAUACGGAGCUCGGCCGGCCAAGAGAGGCGCGGUUGUGCGAGAUGACGAACUCAGCAAGAGAAUCAAGGGCAUGAGUAUGAAUGGUGUGGCAGCGAAUGGCAAGGGGAAAGGCAAGGCUGGUCGAAUGGAAGACUCUGUCUCUGCGAGAUGAUGCGUAUGAGAGAUGGUGGCUGUGGAGCACUUUCGACGAGCGUUGACAGGCAUGAGUGUAGUACCACCAUUGGUGGGUGGUAUAGAUCUAUAUGUGCUACGAGGGGACGGAUCUACCCUUGUGUUAAUCUCUAGCUGUUGUCAACACUCCAUGGUACCACGUACAUGUACUCCAAGGUGGUGGCGACUUCUAUCUUCUAUUCUGUAUGUCCAAAAGAAAUUGGCG